This is a messenger RNA of Phoenix dactylifera (date palm), 1015 nucleotides long. Lineage: Eukaryota; Viridiplantae; Streptophyta; Magnoliopsida; Arecales; Arecaceae. The record is from RefSeq and is a predicted model, not a curated record.
AUAUUUUUUUUAUUUUUUUUGCCUCAUGAGUCAUGACCACCUGAACGCCCUUUUAACCAAAUGCACAAACAAACCAGAAAAACUCUCCUCUUUUCCCUACCGCUCAAUCCGGAGGUGAUGGAUGAGGUGGCCAACCACCCUGAAAGAAUCUCUUGACACCAAGAACCAACGGAGCCCACUUCUCACCAUCACUUUUUUUUUUUCAGAAGCUUCAGAAACUCCAAAAGUCAAGAACCCAACACCUCAUUGCAUCCUAUAAUAAGAGACCAAAAGAGAGAGAGAGAGAGAGAGAGAGAGAGAGAGAGAGAGAGAGGAAGAACAGAACUAAGGAUGGAUGAUUUCAGCUUCCCCACCAUUGCCGCAGACCAAGAUUCCUUCUGCCAGCUCCCCUUCCCCUCCAUCACCACCUCCUCCUUAUGGUUCCUCUCCCCCGACACAAAGACCACCAAUCUCCGAAGAAGCUUCUCCAUGGCAGAAGGAGCUGCUUCCAAUAUCACCAACACAUUUAAAAGGAAUCACAGGCCAAAUUCUCCAUCAUUCAGCGACUGCGGCGACACUUCUAUCGACUACCAGGAGAGGAUGGACAUGCUAUGGGAGGGCUUUAAUGAUGAGCUCUAUCAGGCCUCGCAUAAUCGAAAAGAAGGCAUUGUGGAGAAGAAUUUGAAAGGAUCAGCGGCUGCUGCAAAAGGUUUGUUAACUGAAAAGGAGCAGCAUGGAGCAGUCGAGCUCUGCUGGCUGCCGGCAUUAGGUGUGUCGAAGAGCAGACGUGUGCUUCACCACAAAAAGCUUAGCUUGGGGGAGAUGCUGAGGGUGUUGAAGAAGCUAUUUGUGGUUCAGAAAACUCAUUCUUCCAAGAGAAAGUCACAACAAAAAGUUAGAAAAGUAAGUUGACGGUUACUGAGUCCAUGUAUGAGAUCUUGAAGAGUGCCAUGGUAGCUAAAAGGAAGUUAAAUCACAGCACCAAAUUGUGUUGCAACUGUUCUGAAAUAAGCAGUAAAGGUUUUAUUGCUGCCCA